UGUAAAUGAUAUGUUUAUCUAAUUAGAAAUAACAGGUAAAAUUGCUUUUACAGACUGUUACAGAUUGGGUUUACAAGUAAAAAUACUACAAAAAAUCACAUUAUUAUAAAAACUGCAACUGUUUGGAAAAGAUUUGCCAACACCUUAAAUAGAAUUCUCUGAAGUGUAUUUCAUGUUGUAAGAAGUUGUGUUUAUCGCCACGUAUAUUUGAAGAUGAGUGAGGAAAAGAAAGUUGUAUUGGUUACCGGGGGCUCCGGUCUGGUCGGGCAAGCAAUAAAAGAAGUGAUCGAAAAAGAACGUCAAGAUGAUCCACAUUCUGACGGUGAGAGCUGGAUAUUUUGUGGGUCCAAAGAUGCAGAUCUAAGAGACAAAGCACAAACAGAGGCAUUGUUUGACAAACAUAAGCCAACUCAUGUUAUCCACUUAGCUGCGAUGGUGGGGGGAUUGUUCCACAACAUGGCACAUAACUUGGAUUUUUUUAGGGAGAAUAUGGCAAUAAAUGAUAACGUCCUUUACGCCAGUUACAAAUACAAUGUGAAAAAAGUUGUCUCCUGUCUGUCUACGUGCAUCUUUCCUGACAAAACAACAUAUCCCAUUGAUGAGACUAUGGUUCACAACGGACCACCUCAUCCUUCUAACUUUGGUUAUAGUUAUGCAAAGAGAAUGAUUGACAUUUUAAACAGAGGUUACCACGAGCAGCACGGCUGCAUGUUCACGUCGGUGGUGCCCUGCAAUGUGUUCGGACCUCACGACAACUUCUCUCUCACAGCCAGUCAUGUCAUCCCCGCGCUGAUACGUCGCAUGCACGACGCCAUGAUCAACGACGAGGCGAGGUUCACAGUGCUGGGCAGUGGGCGGCCGCUGCGACAGUUCAUAUACUCUGUGGACUUGGCGCGCCUGUUUGUGUGGGCGCUGCGCCAUUACAACAACGUCGAACCACUCAUACUGUCAGUGGAUGAAGAAGAGGAAGUGACGAUCGCUGAAGUGGCUGAAGCUAUAAAGAAGGCUCACGGCUACGAGGGUGAGAUAGUAUUCGACAGCAGUAAGGCUGACGGCCAGCACAAGAAGACCGCCUCCAACAACAAACUGCGGACUCUGUACAAGGACUUUCAGUUCACGCCAUUCCACACAGCAAUACAAUAUACCGUCGAUUGGUUCAAACACAAUCGCGAACACGCUAGAUUAUAAAUUUCUAACAAAUUAUUUGUU
Papilio machaon (common yellow swallowtail) is the source of this 1209-nucleotide messenger RNA. It is a transcript of the gene Gmer, whose product is annotated as GDP-L-fucose synthase. Bases 214 to 1188 code for a protein of 324 amino acids. Gene Ontology annotation, molecular function: GDP-L-fucose synthase activity. Gene Ontology annotation, biological process: nucleotide-sugar biosynthetic process. The record is from RefSeq and is a predicted model, not a curated record. Lineage: Eukaryota; Metazoa; Arthropoda; Insecta; Lepidoptera; Papilionidae. The transcript has 8 exons.